Molecule: messenger RNA, 3978 nt
Organism: Cydia amplana
Lineage: Eukaryota; Metazoa; Arthropoda; Insecta; Lepidoptera; Tortricidae
Exons: 3
Coding region: 25-3978 (1317 amino acids)
Biological process (GO): DNA integration
Molecular function (GO): zinc ion binding; nucleic acid binding
Source: RefSeq, a predicted model, not a curated record
UAAACAACAAAAGUGAAAAAUACGAUGUCGGUCGGCAAAAUAAGUGAAUUUAAAGUCCAUACGGACGAUUGGAGGUUAUACAUUGAGCGGCUCGAACAAUACUUUUUAGUUAACAAAAUUGUGGACACUUUAAAGGUUCCCACACUAAUUACAGUUAUGGGAGCCGAAAGUUAUGAGCUGUUAGUGAGUUUGUGUACCCCAACGAAACCGAGUGAAAAAACAUUUGCGGACUUAACCACCAUUAUGGAAAAACAUUUACAACCGAAACCUAGUGCAUUAGCCGAGCGGUAUAAAUUCCGUCAUAGAAAGCAGGCUAACAACGAAAGUAUAGCGGAGUAUGUAGCUAUUUUGAAAAGGAUGUCGAAGACAUGUGAGUUUAAAACUGCAGAUUCGUUGGAAGAGAGCCUUAGGGAUCAGCUGGUAUGCGGGUUAAGUAGUGAAAUGAUACGGCAGCGGUUAUUCGCUGAAGAAAAGUUAGAUUUUGCCAAGGCGUACAGCUUGGCAGUCAGUUUAGCGGCGGCCGAAAAGGAUGCGGCCGUGGUCGAGGGAUCGUGCAAAAAGCAGGGUGAGGUCAAGGUGGCCGAUUGCCAAGCCAUGGCGGGAGUAUGGCAGCGUAACGCUAGCGCUGCGACAGGCGAUAGGGCGCAGGCUAGCAGCGGGCAAUCAGGAGUAAACAGGCAGUUUGGACAGCGCGGGCAUUUCUCGGCGCGCGGGCAUCAAGCGAGCGGGCAGCGCACAGGCGCGGGCGCGAGGCAACCUACAGCGGCAGGCCAGCGCGGGCAGCGGCAGUGCUCAGUUUGUGGGGGCUCCCACCCUGAAGCGCCGGCGCAGUGCAAAUUCGCGCGAUACGUGUGCCGAGUGUGUAAUCGCGAGGGGCACCUGCGACGUGUUUGCCCUAACGUGACGGACCACCAUAGGGUGGAAGCGAUGACAGACAUGGACACUGACGACAGCGACGAGGUAAUUGUAGUUAGCAUGAAUCACUUAUCUGUAUCGGACUGUAAACCAAUAAUGAUCCCAAUAAAUGUGCACAAUAAAUCUAUUAGUAUGGAAUUAGAUACGGGCUGUGCAGUAAGUUGUAUAAGUUCUAAAUUAUACCAGCGUGAGUUUGUUGAUUUAGAGUUAAAUAAAAGUAAUGUUGUACUAAGAUAUUACACUGGUGAACUCGUUAAACCGCUAGGAGUAAUCAAACCAUUAGUUAAAUACCGAGAUCGAGAGGCAUAUUUAAAUUUAUAUGUUAUCAAAGACGGUAUAACGCUUCUGUUAGGGAGACAAUGGAUAGCAGCCUUAAAUAUUCUUAACUUACCAGUAUACGACGAGUCCAUGUUAGGGUAUGUCGAUAGCGAGGAUGAAGGCUUUAAUAUAACGGAAUUUAGUUCCAGAUUCUCUAAGGUGUUUGAAGACGGUUUGGGCCGGUUCACGGGCGGCCAAGUGAGCAUACACCUGCGGCCCGAGGCGCGGCCCGUGUUCCUGCGCGCGCGACCGCUGGCGUACGCGCUGCGCGAGCCGGUGGAGCGCGCGCUGGAGCAGCUGGUGCGCGACGGCGUGCUCACCCCCGUCGACCGCUCCGACUGGGCCACCCCCAUCGUACCCGUGGUGAAGAAAGAUGGUAAUAUUAGAAUAUGCGCCGACUAUAAGUUGACUAUAAAUAAAGUUCUUGAAGUUGACCGUUAUCCAUUGCCUAGGGUAGAAGAUCUGUUAGUGCGUCUCGACGGCGGAGAUCGGUUUAGUAAAAUUGACUUAUCCCAGGCGUAUGCUCAGUUUGAGCUAGACGAGUCCAAGAAAUGCACAGUAAUAAAUACUCAUAAGGGUCUUUUCAUGUAUAACCGACUCGUGUACGGGUUGUCGUCGAGCCCGGGUAUUUUUCAACGCCGGUUAGAACAGCUGUUUGCGGACUUGCCUCACGUAGGGGUUUUCCUGGACGAUAUUAUUAUCACGGGUACGGAUACAAAGAGCCAUAUCGAGAAUUUGCAUAAAGUCUUUGAUAGAUUACAAUCUUUUGGUUUGCGGGUAAAAAAGGAAAAGUGCGCGUUCUUUCAAAAAUCGGUUAAUUACUUAGGCCAUGUGAUUAGUAAAGACGGCGUACAGACGUGUCCGGACAAGAUUACGGCAAUAGCAAAUACUCCGGCUCCUACAAGCGUAACCGAGUUAAGGGCGUUCAUAGGGCUCAUUGUGUAUUAUUCAAAAUGUGUGGCAAACGUAAGCACAAUAUUAGCACCUUUAUAUAUGUUAUUGAGGGCAGGUGUAAAAUUCGAGUGGAAUGAUGAGUGUCAGGUUGCUUUCGACAGGGUUAAGACUGCAUUAUGUUCUAGUAAAGUGUUAGUGCAUUACUCGGUAACGCUACCGCUAGUUCUAACUUCUGACGCGAGCAGCGUCGGCGUCGCCGCUGUGAUAUCGCACCUCACGGCGGAGGGCGAGCGGCCCAUUGCUUAUGCGUCGCGGACGCUCACCGCGGCAGAGCGCGCGUACGCACAGAUCGAUCGAGAAGCGCUGGGAAUUGUUUUUGGUAUUAGGAAAUUUCACCAAUACCUGUAUGGGAGAAAAUUCAUUUUAAGAACGGAUCACAAACCGUUGACUCAUAUAUUUGGUAAUAAGGUGGGGAUACCAGUUAUGGCGGCAUCACGAAUACAGCGCUGGGCCGUUCUCCUGUCCGGAUACGACUAUGAAAUCGAGUACGUCGCGUCGGCUAACAACUGCGCGGAUGCCUUGUCUCGUUUGCCUCAGACCGGCAAAAAUAACAAGCAACUGCAUACGAGUCACAUGGGCAUAGUCAAAACGAAGGCACUAGCUCGCAGCUAUGUGUGGUGGCCGGGCAUUGACGCCGACGUGGAGGCGCUGUGCCGGCGCUGUGACACGUGCGCGGCGGAGGCGCCGGCGCCCGCACGCGCGCAGCCGUCUCCCUGGCCAUACCCACCGCGGGCGUGGAGUAGACUACAUUGUGAUUUUUUGGGACCAUUUCAAAGCAAGAUUUUUUUUGUCUUACUUGACGCGGGCUCUAAAUGGAUCGAAAUGUUUGAAAUGUCACGAACAAACGCGUUAUCGGUCAUUAAGGUGCUUAGAGAGACGUUCGCGCGUUUCGGCUUACCGGCAGAAAUAGUUUCCGAUCAAGGGCCACCUUUUACGAGUAUAGAAUUCGGUGAUUUUUUGAAACUUAACGGAAUACGACAGUACUUCUCACCUAUUCAUCAUCAAUCGUCUAAUGGUGCAGCGGAAGCCGCCGUGAAACUUUGUAAACGCGCCCUAAAGAAGGCUUAUCGAGACAAGGUAGACGUAGAAGCCGCCUUACAAACUUAUUUAAUGGCCUAUAGGAAUAGUACCCAAAGCACGACCGGGGAAAGCCCUGCGAUGCUUUUGAUGAAACACUCUCUUAGGACACGUUUAGAUUUGUUGCGCGGCGAUGGUAUUGUGGAACAACGGGUUCAUGAUGCGCAGGAGCGGCAGGUGCGGGCAGCAGGGGGCGCCACGCGCGCUGUUGCUCCAGGCGACCCCGUCUGGUCGCGUAGCUAUACUGGCCAAGAUAGGUGGGUAAAGGGCACAGUAGUCGAUAAAACGGGCUCUAAUAGGUACGUAGUGGAUAACGGUCAGGGAAGUUUCAUACACCGACAUAUUGACCAGAUAAGACGUCGGACGAGAUAUUCUAAUAUUACUUGGCCAGAUACAAAUGAAGGCCGAGAUCAAUCGGAUCAAAUGUACGAGGCGGCGGUCGCAGCGGUCGGCGGCGCCGAGGACGUAAGUCCAGUGGUAGGUGAGGCGUCGGAUGAUGUUUCGCGCGAGGUCGGAUCGGAGGAAGUGGCCGGAUUGCUGGCGAGUUCACCUGAGCAAAUUGCAGUUAAUCCCACGCCGGCUAUUUCACAUCAUCCAACGCCGUCACCCCCAGUUCCACAGCCAAUGGCAUCCGCAGUGAAGUUUCUCGUCGGCUAUGGUGCAGCAGUCGACUUCGUUAUAAAGAACAUGCAACAGCCGCUAGAGAGUUCAUGA